AUGUUAGCGAAACACCACUGUGCCCCGAACUACAGUCAGUCACUAUCUUUCUUGUCAAGAUGUAACCGGUCUGCUGAGUUUCGUAAGCAAUUUCAGGAACUUCCACAAAACGGGACGAAUGGAAUACUGAUACGGUGUUUGCCCGGUGUUCGUGAGCAGCGUCAUGCCCCCUUAGCUGUCCCCAGAUUUAUUCGAUCACCACAAACGCAAAAAGUGAUGCCGGGUACAGUCGCAGCUCUUCAUUGCAGUGCCAUCGGUCAGCCAAUGCCGCAGAUUGUCUGGAUGCGGAACGGAGCAUACAUGCACAGCACAUCGCAGUCAAUAGGUGGCCAAUCCACCCUACGGGUCAAAGUUGAUGAUAAUGACGACGUCGGCGAUUACAUUUGCUUGGCUCAGAAUGUCGCGGGCGUCGCAAGCACUGUGGGUACCCUAGUACUCGAGCGCAAACCAAAUAAGACUGAACGCCGAUCAGUUGCAAUGCUAGACUGUAUAUCGACGGAUAAAAAACAGCUUUUUGUGGGCAAUAUCGUCUGGAAAUUGUUCGACUCAGUGCUGAAUAGCUCAGCUGAGUCAGUAAAACGGCUACAGAAUGGCUCGCUUAUUGUGUUUGAUGUCAACAGAAAUAAUUCGGUAAAAAUGCUUUGCGCACUGCUUCGGAUAGAUAGAUUGAAUUUGCUCAACUAA
Gongylonema pulchrum is the source of this 684-nucleotide messenger RNA. NCBI's taxonomy places the organism in Eukaryota, Metazoa, Nematoda, Chromadorea, Rhabditida, Gongylonematidae. The record is from the annotation of a GenBank genome assembly.